UCUUGACGUGCGUAGUGGUCUAUACCGAGGAGAUCUGGGCUGCAUCUUCACAAGACGCAUUUUUCGUUACUCCUCUAACCUUAAGGGGGCUUUUUAGCUUUUGGUUAGCUAUCCGUUUCUGGAAAACAUCUGAAUCAUUUUAUAACCAAAGCCAGCUGCUGCACAAGUCAAUGCAUGCGUGUGAGUGAGAGUGUGUGUGUGUGUAUUCGUUUGUAUGAGGAAGAGGGAGAGAGUGUGAGAGUAUCUCUUCGCUUUGCUCUCCAGAAAGGAAAGAAAGAAAGGGGGAAAAAACGCUUGGACGUCUUUUUCUUUUUCUUCCCGAAACUUCUUUUUUUUUUAGGAAUGAACGCCGAGACGUGCGUUUCAUACUGCGAAAUGACAUCCAUGGAUUCAUAUUAUAGCCCAUCUGCACCGCAAGGUAGGGAUCACCAGGCGAACCCUUUCAGGACAUUCCAGCCGAGUGACACCAAAUACAGCCCCGCUUUCCUGACCAACAAAGGUCAGGCGUUCGGGGAAAAAUCUGGGAGCCCGUUCCAGCAGGAGUGCCAGUCAUUGGAUGCCACUGCUGGGGAAGGCACCUUUAACAAAUACCACCUCUUCAUGCAGAGGUCCUCCAGCAAAACUCCCCCAGACAGCAGCAAACUCCAGCAGGAAAGCGGACACAACGGAGGGCUCAUCGCGUGUUAUGGUAAAGACAGCACAGGGCUGACAGAUUCUGAGUUACCCCAAAACAGUGAUCCUGCAGGGAUGGAUGGCAGCUACCUCAGCAUAAAGGAGUCAGGAGUGAAAAGCCCUCAUCAGCCAAACUCAGAGCUGGCUUCUCCGUUAGACAAGGCAGAGGGAGAGAGCAACAAGGGCAAGAAAAGACGCAACCGUACCACCUUCACAAGCUAUCAGUUAGAGGAGCUGGAGAAAGUCUUUCAGAAAACACACUACCCCGACGUCUAUGCCCGGGAACAACUCGCACUGAGGACUGACCUGACAGAAGCUCGAGUACAGGUGUGGUUCCAAAACCGCAGAGCCAAGUGGCGGAAAAGAGAACGUUUCGGACAGAUGCAGCAGGUCCGGACACAUUUUUCCACGGCCUACGAACUGCCCCUUCUCACUCGGCCUGAGAACUACGCUCAGAUUCAGAACCCUUCUUGGAUAGGCAGCAGCAGUGCGGCAUCUCCGGUGCCCGGCUGUGUUGUACCCUGCGACUCGGUCACUUCCUGCAUGCCGCCUCAUCCACAUGCUGCUGGCGGAGUGUCUGACUUCUUGGGUGUGCCCAGUGCUGGAGGUCACAUGGGACAGACACACAUGGGCAGCUUGUUCGGGAGUCCAGGCAUGAGCACUGGCAUUAAUGGGUACGAUCUGAACAUGGACCCCGACCGGAAAUCCUCCAGCAUCGCAACCCUGCGAAUGAAAGCUAAAGAACACAGCGCAGCCAUCUCUUGGGCUACAUGACUCCCCCAAGAUCAGGACAUUAUCUCGUAGUCCCUCAACAAAUAAGAGAAGAAGGAGCAAAUGUGAACAUCAGUUGGCCACAAAAGCAUGACCUGGGAACAAGGAGUGCAUGGAUUGACAAAGAAAAGAAAAAGUAAUAGAUAUACCAGGAGAUUUAUUUCCAUUUGAAGUCUAGAGAGACAUGAGAAAAUCAGAGAUCAUAAAACUGAGAAUGUUCUGGGGCUUUAAAACGAGAAAGAAAUACAAGACAGACAACAGAAAUGUGACAUCUGAAUGCACACAAGAAUUAAAUGAAAAAAAAAAAUUAAUAGAAAAAAAAAACCCUGCACUUAUCCGCCACUAGUGUCCCAUUUGUAAACACACAUAAAUUGAUCUAAACGCAUCUGGCUUCAUUUUCAUCUCAGCAUAAUCAAAACCUUUUUAAAUUCUUGUUCUGUCACAGACUCCUUUUCCAAAUAUGCCAUCUCUGCCUAGAACGUUCAGUUUCUCACAGUCAGAACUUUCCUAUUGUAGGCUUUAUCCAAACAUAUAUGCAGCAGUUAUCGGGGGAAGCUGAACUUGCUUUUUAUAUUAACUCCCCAUUGACAAAAUCCCUCAUUGAUCACACCUACAUUGAUUACUUUGUUCAUAUUAAUUCCAUUGAUCUUGUAGAAGUCUAUCAGCAAUUUUAGAGAAGUACUACACUUGAGCAAAAGUCUGUUAGGAGUUGCGCAUCAGGCAUGGUAGACUUAAGAGGGCCAGAAAAGAAAGACAUAACUGUCCUGCAGGUAACUAGAAACUCAAAGGAGGCUUCCACUUGCCUUGAUGAAUUGUGUGUCCCCCAAGAGCAAUCUGCUAGUGCAAACCCAAAGUAAUAUAGUUAAUAACUGUCUAAUUACAGGUGGUAGUCACUAUCCACCUUGCAAUCUAUCUUUCUCUUCUUUGCAACCACAUUUCAUUUUUUUUCUGGAAGAAAAAGUUGUUCUAAAGCUGUUUGGCAAGAUUUGACAGCCGCAUACUAGAUACAAAUCUUGGAUCCAUCAUACAGACUGUCAAACUGAUUGUCAAACAUAACUAAGAAAUACAAUCUACAGAGAAUGAAGGAUACAAAAAUAGGUUGAGAAACUUUUCUUUCUUUGUGUUUUGAAUUUUGGUGCCUUAGCUACUCUGCUUUACUCCUUGCUAUAUAAUAUUUACGGUGUUGGGGCUGUCUGAAAUUUGAGCCAUGCUUCAUUAAUUUUUUGGCAUAAGUCCUCAUUGCACCAUCUCAAAUGAAACUAUCAACUUGCCAAUCUAGGCAUCAUCCAGCAAGCCUCUGAUUGGGUGGAAGCAAUACUGGGCUUUGGUAAUCACAGACAUUCCCAUGCACAGAGGUGACAGAAAUAUAAAGCAAGCACUAUUGCAAGGUACUACAAGCUUUCUGCUUUUUUUAGAGUCAGAUUUAGAUCAGGUAAAACAAAGCUGUUUGAAAUCCGGAGACGAAUCCGAUACGUUCUGCCCUUUGGAGAAGCCAUUUCUAAUUUGUAAAUGAGAACCACAUUUCCUUUCCUUCAUUCUGCUGUGCAGCUUAUCUAGAUCCCUGGAGACACUUAUAUAUACACACACAACUUUUUUAUUAUAAUACCAGAGCAGUGACUUACCUGGUUUGAGGGGGUCACAACAUGGAAUCAAGUUCUUUUUUAGAACGACAAAAAACUAGGCUUCCAUUACUUUUAAACAAAAAUUCAAAUAUAUAAUGCACUGGAUGCAAUAUCAUGUUAAACCUUGUAAAAUUAUCUCAUUGCCAAAAGUUAAUUAGAAAUCACCUGCUUACUGCUGCUCAGUCUCGUGCCCCAUGGCCUGGAUACAUGAUAUGUUAAAUGUAGGGGCUUCCUGAAGUUUGAGCCAUGCUUCAUUAAUUUUCUGGCAGAAAUCUUCAUUGCAUCUCAUCACUUAAUGUAGCAAGGGACCUGCUAAAAAAGCCAGUGAUAAUGUUAAUGUGCUUUUCAUUAGGACUAAAACUAGUAAGUUGAUCUGUCCUGCACUGAAUCCAUCUGCCAGAGCAACAGUUCAACAACCAAUUCUCAUUGAGAGCCAUGAAGAGUUCUGCCAGUGCAGAUUUUGAGUCCUGACACUCUCACUUUGGCCUUUAAGAGGUUGCUGAGAGUGUGAAGUGACUACAGUGUUCCGGUGUUCUGGGAAAGGACAAUCCACACAGCUGUGUGCGGGGUAAAUGCAAAACAAACAUGCCUUGCACAUGCUUCCCCUUCAGCUGUCAUGGCUCUUCUUUCAAAGCCCCAUGCUGAACACGACCUGGCCUUCUACCCCAGCCAAAGCAUCAGCCCUCAGCGACUCGGAGUCAAUGCACACCCGUGCUCUCAGGCAGACUUUUUAAUUAACAUCGAGACAUCUGCGGAGAGGGAUUCUGUGACAGAACAGAGCAGUGUUUGCUCUGUGCUAGCCUAUCUUUAACUAUUGUGGAACCGGGAGAGGCGUCGAUGAAGCUCAGGUCAACACUUUCAUUAGUUUGUGUAGUAUCAGCACACAUAUACUUCUGUAGCAAUUAAUGAGCAAAUCUCCACAUAACAGAACACAAGUCAUCACAUUUGCUUUUGAUACUCUUGUAAUUCAUUCAUAAUUCAAACAUUCAUCAAAACGGUUCUGUAGAGAACAGAUUGUACAGUACCCAAAGGAAAUGUUAAUUGUCAGACAGUACUUUGCAGAUGCCUAUGAGUUACAGAGAUUCUUAAGUCUCUGUCCCAUAUCCCAAAACUUAUACUACUGAAGUAGGCAUAUCCAAGUACUAGAAUAAUAUAAUGCUUUGUUUUGUGUGUGGUCGCAUGUAUGAUUUUCUUUGGAUUCCUUUCUUGCAUAUAAUGGAGCCUUGGAGCCUUUCUUUUGUAAAAAUAUCCUUUUUAGAUAUAUAUUAUUUUAUGUGUGACUUGAGGGUUCUUGCUUUUGUUGUAUUGUUGGUCUGGGGAUAAAAUGCGAUAUAUUUGGGUUUUUGGUAUGUAAAUGAACGUAAAAUAGUUGUGAUGGCUUAAAGCUAAAUGUAUGGCUUUUGAAUCCUUUUUAUUAAUUAUUUACUUUCAAGCUUGUUUAUGUUAUAUAUAUAUAUUGUGUGAUUUUCAACCGUAAGUUAUUGCACUUACAUUUUUAAUUGUUUGAAUUGCUUCGAGAACAUCUGAUUCGAGUGGAAUAGCACUAUAAAAUAUUUGUAUUCGAUCAACUGUCAAGUACUUUGAGAACAUAAUGGUAAAGUACAGAGGGCUGGUAAACUGUUUAUUAUCCAUGUGCUUUUUCUGAUUUGUUUCAAAUCUGAAAACAGGCUAAAACAAGUUGUACAUUUUGUUUGAACUUAGAACAAAGAGACACACUGUUCCUGGGACAUUUGACAUAAUGUUCUCAGAGCCGGAUGUAACAGCCAUCUUACAUUAAAGACAUACUGAAGACAUAAACUUCCUGUUGGCUAAAGACUGUGCUUUAAACUAGGCUUUCCUUUAAUGGGUUAAAAAAGACACAACGUUUAAAAGUUUAACCAUUACAGGUGCUGGGUAUUCUACUAUGGAUGUUUCAUUUCAUUUGACAUUUUCUGUGUGCUCAUUUUUGUUUGUUUCUCUAAAUCCAGAUGAAUAAAAUAAUAAAAAAAUAACUAAUCAAAUAUCCCUGUGCAAUAUAUUACUAAUUGUAUUGAGAAAUUGGAAACCAUGAAUGCAGCUUUCGAUUUAUAAAUACAGAAAAGCUGCACGAAACAAAGUGGAUGAAAAAAAAAACUUUAACUGCUGAUAUUGUACAAGUGGAUAAUGAAAUGCAUGUUAAUAACAGGUGACAAAUGCCCUCAUAAUGCAGAAAAGUAUAGCACAGAUAGGCCUAAAUGCUAGACUUUGAAGAUUAGCUCAGUGAUAAAUGCUCCCUCUCAUACACAUUUUUCUGAAGUAGACAAACUUUGCAUAAAACACUCUUCACAAGCUGCAGACAAUAUGGCUCUCUGUGUGUAAUUGGUCAUGCAGUGACAUUUCCAAUAUUUAACAUGUUGCUUAAAUUUCCUUACCA
Messenger RNA from Cyprinus carpio (common carp), 5457 nucleotides. It is a transcript of the gene alx4a, whose product is annotated as ALX homeobox 4a. Gene Ontology annotation, biological process: regulation of transcription by RNA polymerase II. NCBI's taxonomy places the organism in Eukaryota, Metazoa, Chordata, Actinopteri, Cypriniformes, Cyprinidae. The record is from RefSeq and is a predicted model, not a curated record. Gene Ontology annotation, molecular function: DNA-binding transcription activator activity, RNA polymerase II-specific; RNA polymerase II transcription regulatory region sequence-specific DNA binding.